Histoplasma capsulatum G186AR is the source of this 3021-nucleotide messenger RNA. Its product is annotated as SNARE-binding exocyst subunit SEC6. NCBI's taxonomy places the organism in Eukaryota, Fungi, Ascomycota, Eurotiomycetes, Onygenales, Ajellomycetaceae. The transcript has a single exon. Gene Ontology annotation, cellular component: exocyst. The coding region runs from base 1 to 3021 and encodes 1006 amino acids. Gene Ontology annotation, molecular function: SNARE binding. Gene Ontology annotation, biological process: exocytosis; exocyst localization. The record is from RefSeq and is a predicted model, not a curated record.
AUGCCGGGCCGCCAAAAAUUACCGCCAAAUGUGGCUGGUGACUUGGCCUCAUCCGGCAGGUUUUUCCGCGCCAGCAUGUGUCAGGACGCCACAUUUACUGUGGCGCAGCGGGCCGCCGCAAUCGAGCAACAUAUCAAGAGUAAUAAGGGCAAAGAGCCAACUGUCCCGGCUAAACAGGGCAGUGAAAAACUGCAGGAUGGGGCGACUGAGAACGAAACGCCCUUGACGGGAGCAAAUGCGGAACCGGAGAAUAUAUCGUCAAAUGUCUCGUCGAUUGAUUCUGAAACUCCGACGCUAGAGUCCUUGACCCCUGAUAUCGGGGCUAACCAACCUCUUCGUACGACUCCUGCUACUACUAUUACCACUCCUAUCCCCAGUGCAACCUCCUCCUCUACAUUGCCGGUUCUCAGUCUACAAUCCUCUCCGUCAAAGUCUACACUGUCACGCUUAGUAGCCAUUGCGACUGUGAAACGCUGGCCAAGUCCGUCCUUUGAACCACCCGCCGCAAUUGAUGCCUCCAACUCGAACCCUGUGUCGUCCGCCCUUGCAUUUGCAAAUGCGCCGUCCCCUACAGACACAAAACCCAUAGCCGAUUCGACGCCAUAUUCGCUUUCUUUAUUACGGCCGAGGCCUGAACCCGAUCCCCCUGCGUUGUUUCCUGCACCGAGUCAAGCCCCAGGACGCAACUCCACGCCAAAACUGCCCCAUAAACCGAACAUGGUGUUUCAGAAACCAAAAGCGAUGGUAGAUGACAGUAACAUCGAUGGCGGGGUUGCUAUGCCCCGCCUAGAAGAUCUUCUGCGUCACCCGGAAGAUUUAGAUAAGAUUCCGGCUCUGAAGGCCGAAUAUUCGAGAAAAAAGGCGGCGGUGGAUGCACAGCUUCGGGAAGGAUUGAGGGACCAACUUGAAACCGUGCAACGGAGCAUAAGCCAGCUUACCGAGGGUCAACGGCAUGUUUUGAAAACCAGAGAUGAACUGCAGGGUAUAGAUAAACUAUGUGCAGAGUCUCAAGGAACUGUUGGGGAUUUCUCGCAAAUAGACAAGUUGGCUAGGAUACAGCGGAAUUUCGAAGCUACGAUAAUGAUGAAGAAGGGGCUGGAGAGCUUCCAUAACGAUCUUACCGAAGUCGAGCGGCUGUUGAGAGAGGAUGACCAGGAUCUUGAAAAUCAACCGAAUUUGCUCAAUGCUCAUAUGGCCAUUACCAGGCUAAGGGAUUUCAGAGACGAAGCCAUGGAUCAAAUUCGGAAAGCGCGGGAUAGCAGUAACGAGGCAACUUUGGUUGAAUGGUUUCAGAGGCUUGAUUCUGUGAUAGAGUGGUUCGAUGAUCACGUUGGAACUGCAAUUAUGAACCUUAUCCCAUUGGUACAGACAGACAACCGGAGUAUGGUAGUCCGGCUGGCUCUGAUUGUUAUGAACGAAGAGAAGAACGAUUCCAAGGUUCGGGCUUUGCAGGAAGCCCAAAAGGACCACAAGGCACUGGCGAGCCGGUUCAAGUCUAUGAACCUUGGCCCUAAGACCGUCAGGGGCUAUAAAGAGAACUUUCUCAAGAGUAUCGAGCUUUAUGCGCAGACUCAGUUUGAGAAGUCUAAGGAGACUUUCCUUGACGAUCCAGAGAAGCUAGAGAAGAGCUUUAAGUGGUUCUUCAACGAUUUGUUUACUGUGAAACAGGGCAUGCAGUCUCUUAUGCCGAAGAAGUGGAAGAUAUACAAGGUCUACACAAAUAUCUAUCACCGAAUGAUGCAUGACUGGCUCAUCGAGUUCGUCGAUGAUCCUGAGCUCCCCACGGCUAAUAUGCUUGCAAUCAUACAUUGGUCUGAGAAGUACUAUAAGAAAAUGGCGAAGCUGGGUUGGAAACAAUCAGACCUUGUUCCCAACGUUCUGGAUGACCGUGAGGGUGAGCUUGUCCGGGAUUGGCGGAACCUCAUUAUCAAAACGUUGGAUGAGUGGAUGGAGCGGAUGUUUGCAACUGACAAGAAAUCAUUCCUUGAACGAGAUAUGGAUGCUUUGGAUACUAAUUCGGAAGGAUACUUCCGUACAAAGACGCUUGGAGAUAUGUGGCGAAUGAUCCACGAGCAGCUCAUGGCCGCAAGCUAUUCUGAUCGAACAGAUGUCACGGAGGGGGUUAUAGACGCCAUGUUCCGCGCUCUGAAGACUCGACAAACCACCUGGCAAACCGUCCUUGACGAAGAAUGCGCACGCUACAAAAACCCCACUACAGAUCAGUCCGAGGGACUGCAGCAGCUUCAAGACUGGCUCAUCGCAGUUGCCAACGACCAAAUUGCCUGUAUCGACGACCAUGACGAAGCCUCGGGCCAACUGGGCUACCUCUCGCGCUUCAACCGUGACUUCGAACCGCUUGUCACGCCCAAAUACCUCUCAUCUCGUGCCACUAUGGAGCUCGACAGCCUGCGUGAUGGCUAUGUUGAUCUCAGCACACAUUGCAUAAGCCUCUUCAUCGACCUAAUCUUCACAGUUGACUUCCGCACCACGCUGCCGGACUUCUUCACGCCGAAAUGGUAUGGCGAGUUUGCUGUCAAGCGCAUGAUCUCUACCUUUGAAGACUACAUGUCCGACUAUAGCGCCGUGCUUCACUCAAGUCUCACGGAUAUUCUCAUUGAGGAGCUUUCCGACGAGCUGCUCGUGCGCUACUUGUCCGCUAUCCGCAACAAGGGCGCCAAGCUGCGCCGCCAAGACCCCUUCACGGAUAAGUUUAAAGACGACGUCUUGACCGUGUUCGGGUUUUUCCAGAAAUUCCCAGACGCGUUUGCUGCUACGAUUAAGGAUCGAUGGCGGGUGGUUGAUUGGCUUGUUAGGCUACUGGAGGCCGAAAAGGCGGCGGGAGUUGUGGCUGUCUAUGAGGCUUUUAAAACCGAAUAUUGGGAUUUGCAGCUGUCGUGGGUAGAGGCGGUAUUGAGGAGUCGAGAUGAUUUCGAGAGGUCGAUGGUCAGCGCUGUGAAGGCUAAAGCUGCGGAAUUAUACGUGGAACGUGGGGUGGAAACGAUUAUGGGCAAAGUACGAUGA